AUGGAGGAAAUUAAAAAUUCAAUGGUUUCGGUCAAUGUACCGGCGGUACAAUUCGAAUCGAACAAAGAAUUCCAGACUAAGGGAGUACUUUAUGAUGGCGAUAGUGGUUUCUUACGUUACCGCCACAAGUUUAUCCAGCCCAAAGGUGACACUCAGGCAAAUCGUGAAAUCCUGACCACAUUGCUGGCUACCCAGGGUGAUAAUAGUAGUGAUUUUGUGGAAAAGUUAAUAGCCGAGGAUAUAUCCUAUAGGGAUUUGGCGUCGUUGACUCACGAUGACCUUGAAUUGAUGGGCUUCAAUAAACGUAAACAACGUGAAGAAUUGUUGGCAUUCUUUGAACAAUUGCCCAAUCAGGAUCCAUCAUACGAACAAAUCUGCCAUUUGAAAGAAGCCUACACCUAUAAUCGCAAAAUCCUUAACAAUGCCAACCAGCAUUUGGAAACAAUGCGUUCUGCUUUGGCGGCUGCAAAUUAUAAAUUACAAAUUAUGCCUCCGGAUGAUGUUAUCGUGGGUGAGAAAUCUUUCGCCAGCCGUUUUGUGUUGGAGGCCCUCAAUGAGUUGUAUGGCGUUACCGAUGACAUUGACAAGGAAAUUAAAAGCAUAGAAGAGGUUUGUAAAAAAAGACUUGUUUUGUUCAUUUAA
Musca vetustissima is the source of this 642-nucleotide messenger RNA. RefSeq lists its product as uncharacterized. The record is from RefSeq and is a predicted model, not a curated record. The transcript is spliced from 2 exons. Bases 1 to 642 code for a protein of 213 amino acids. Lineage: Eukaryota; Metazoa; Arthropoda; Insecta; Diptera; Muscidae.